CAUUUUGUACUAAGUUUAGGUUCUAUUUGUAAUCAUGUCGGGAAAAGCGAGCGAAGCAAACGCUCUGGAAGUAAAACUUACAGGUCAACGAUUGUUCGUUGUGGCAUCCAUUCUUGUCACAGAACUAUGUGAACGUUUGACGUAUUAUAGUGUUGUGGCAAACAUGGUAUUAUAUUGUACUGCAAAGUUGGAUUACAAUAGUGACCAAGCUUCAGUUAUAACUCUCGUCUUCUCUGGGACAGUCUAUCUGAUUCCAGUGAUUGGCGGCUAUGUGUCUGAUGCUUUCGCUGGAAAGUUUAAAACUAUUCUCGGCUCUGGUAUCAUCUAUGUUGCAGGUCUGGUCUUGCUUUUCUGUUCGGCUGUUAACUAUGUAAGCUGGUUUGGUGCUGGGAGCGAAGUCGCUACUGGUGGACGUAGAGGUUUAUUUUUCUCCGGUCUCGUACUUGUUGCAUUAGGAACAGGAGGGAUAAAGGCCAAUGUGGGACCUUUUGGAGCACAACAGGUUGAUGAGCUUGGAGCAGAUGCCGUGCAGUCUUUCUUCAACUCGUUUUACUGGUUUAUCAACUUGGGAGCUUUGAUUGCGUAUUCCGGGUCAGCCUAUGUUCAACAAGAGAUAGGUUUCGACUACGGCUUCCUUAUACCCCUCGCCAGUAUGGUUAUAGCCCUUGUAUUGUUUGUUGCUGCCAGAACUAAGUACAUACAGACACCUCCAGGAGGAAGUAUUCUUCAAACAACAUGUGGUGUGUUAUGCCAGAGUAUUAAUGGAUGCAAAGACCCUUCCUGGAAUCGCGCACAAGUGGAAAAUGGUGGACGCUACAGUUUGGAAAUGGUCGAAGGAGUUAAAUCUGUUUUGCGAGUCAUGCCAGUCUUUCUACUUAUCAUAAUAUACUGGGCUGUGUAUUCGCAGAUGAGUACUUCACUGUUUCUACAAAGCGAAAGAAUGGACCUGGCGGUCGGAGACGCAAAAAUGCCAGCAGCUGUACUAAACAUUUUCAAUACGAUAAUUAUUUUGAUUCUUAUUCCUAUCAUGGACAGGCUAGUUUAUCCUGUAAUGGCAAAACAUGGUAAAAACCCAACACAUUUACAGAGAAUAGGAGUAGGAAUAAUACUAGCAGGUUUAUCAAUGAUGUAUGCUGGUGGGAUAGAAAUAGUUCGCAAAAAAGACAUAGCAAACCACGGCUACAUAAACCAGACUCUUGCAGGCGACGAAUUCCAAGCAUCACAUUUGUCCAUGUUCGCCCAGAUUCCGGAAUUCGCCUUUAUUGGCUCUAGUGAAGUGUUUGCGAGUAUUUCAGGUCUGGAGUUUGCGUAUACACAAGCACCGCAGUUUAUGCAGGGGCUUAUUAUGGGUUUGUUUCUGAUGACUUCCGGCAUAGGAAGUUAUCUUGCGUCAGCAAUUGUUGCCAUAGUAGGAUUAUGGAGAAAAGACGAUGCAUCCGACUGGUUCCCAAAGGAACCGAACCAUGGUCAUCUAGAAUACAUGCUGUUUAUGCUAGCAGUCCUCACUGGAAUAAGCUUCUUUGUUUUCGUGUUUGUCGCUAAACAGUAUAAAUACAAGAUGCCCGAAGUGGAUACUGAAACAGACAUCCAUAUCUAUCAAGAAGUGGAUAUUCAGAAAGAUAUCCCUAUCUAUCAGAAUUCAGACCUUCAGUCACACGGAAUGAACCCACCUGCAUAUAGUACAACAUUCACUGCUUAUCAAAACAGUGCAUAUCAACCAGACAUAGAAAUCGUGCAACCUGGAUUUUCAGAAACGGCAAGACUGUAAUACGAGACUGAAAAUAUAACCGAAGCUUGUUAAACCGAGCAUGGUACAUAAAUGUAUAUAUGAGGUAUGACCUACAAUCUGAAACUUGCAAUUUAUAAUACAUGUACAACUAAUGUCUACAUCACAUCCUUAUAUAUUAGUACUUUAUACAAGCUCGCAUAACUUUUAAGUGAUGUAGCUAUUGAGUAAAAAGUGCUAUAUAAGUUUAAAACACACCAAAAGCGCAGGAACUGAUAUGGGUUAUCGUGAAGUUUGACAAGACAAUCGCUUUGUUAUAACUGCUGUACAGUUUGAUACAUAUCGCAAUUUACUUGUAUUUCAAUACUUCUCAUGCUUCAAUUCUUGGAAUCUGAAUAAUGACAGAUUUGUGAAAAAAACUUUAAAUGCAUACCUACAUUUAUAUAACUGCGUUCAGACAACACAACUUCUGAUAAAAAAAUCGGUUAAGUAUUUCUUAAUCACUUAACAUCCAUGUUAAUGCCAUGUUAACCUUUGACCUUCAAAUGUGACCUUGACGUUUAAGUGAGUGAGUGAGUGAGUGAGUUGGGUUUUACGGCGAAUCGACACAAAAUGGUCAUAUAUCGCCGAGAAGAAGUCAUAUUGCAAACGCCAACUGUAAAGUCUGAACAUUGUUGUAAAAAUGUAAAGCAUACCUAAAAACAUCCAUGUAAAAAUGUAAAGAACACUAUGAAUAAUGUAAAACAUAUCUAAAAGCAUCCAUGUAAAAAUGUAAAGCAUAUCUAAAAACAGUAAUGUAAAAAUGUACCUUGACGUUUAAAGUAAGGGUCUGAAAGUUGUGCAUGAUACAUAUAUACUAAAAAUGUAUAUAAAUCAUAGCUAUAUAUCAUAUAAUUCAGAAAGACAUUAUGAAGUUUGAAAAUGUCUGGAAAUCUAUAAUAUUGCUAAAUGCUUUAAAUGGACCCUGGGUCAUGAUUUAAAAUCUUAGUAAAGGACCACUAGACAAUGCCAUAUGUAAACUAUCUAAGCUCUAUGAUUCUCGAUUUCAGAGAAGAACUUUUUUUAAUGUUUUUCCUAUAAACCUCUAUGUAAAUUCAAGGAACCACGGGGCGGGACCACUAUUGAACCUGGGAUCAUGUACGUGAAGGUAAAAUGUUGCUUUUGAUUUUAAGAAAUUGUAGUUGUUAAAACUUUGUCCUUAAUGAGUUUUUUUCCAAACAGCUACAAGUAUAGAAAAAAGGUUCACUUAAGCCUUAUAUGGCAUACUCAAGUUAGAUAAUUUUCAAAUUGAUUAUAAUUAGAUAAAAAAAAAUUACCUUGUUUGCUACCAAUAUUUUAUUUUUAAACAAAUUUAUCAUAAUCAUUCUGUUCAAAACAUGUCACUGGAUAUAGCUGAAAUCACAACAUUAUGAGAAAUUGAGCAUUUUCAGCCACCUUUAGGUCGCAUGGGAAUGUUUUUAGUAGUGAACACUCUCAACGACCACAAAAAUAAUUUUCCAUAGGUCUAGCCUUUUUCACAGAAUUUACGGUCAUGUUUUCAUGUAUUUGUCUUUGAUUUUGAAUAAAUUGUAAAAUAUUGAUAAAACAAUAAUUUUUUUAUGCAAGAAAAUUGCGAAUUUACUCCAUUUAGAGUCUUUAAGAUUUUAGGUCAUUUUAGGGAAAAAGGGAACCUUCUCCUAAGCUAUAUAUAUGAGUCAGGCGUCAUUUCGUUCGUUUUUCGUGUCCGCUCAAUUCUAGGAAGAUUUAGAAAAAAACCUUAACUUAAAGGUCAAAUAGUUUAAAUUUAUGUCUACUCCAAAUCAUCUUAACCACUUGAAAGAUAUUUAUUAAAUUAGUAUCUACAUUAUUUUGUUAACUCCCUCCAGACAACGUGCAGAGUGGACAGCCCAAUUCACCUGGUCUAAGGUCAAGGUAACACCACAAGUCAAUGGUCAAAUAGCUAAAACAUUUUGCCCUCCAUUUUCUAAACCACUGGGCCAAUCUUCAUAAAGCUAGAAUCAAUGAUUUACCUCAUAAAGACAAAGCACAAUGUGCACUACCCCUGUCACUUGGUCCAAUGUCAAUGUCACACUUUGAGGUCAGAGAUCAAAUAGGUUAAGUUCGUGUUCGUCCCAUAUCUUCUCACACACAAGGAUUAUCAUAAAACUAGCAUUCAAUUGUUAAUCUAGAUAACAUACGUAGUGCACAAUCCAGGAUAUAUAGUUCAAUGUCAAGGUCAUACUAAGAGGCCAAAGAUCAAAAAGAUGAAAACAAUUACCGCUCCAUAUCUUCUUAACCACUGGAAGGUUUUUCAUACACAUAAAUUAUUAACCUCAUCAAGACGACAUCUCUAAUAGUACUUAACAUUUUAGGUGUACAUGUGUAUUGUGAUUUUUUUUUCUUGUUUCAUAGUUUGUAUUCAAUCUAUUUUGAAUGGUUAUUCAACCAUUGGCUCUGUUCAUUUAAUUAGUUAUUUUAAGCAUUUCUGUUUGAAAAUCAGUAAACUUUGUUGUUUAAACGUAUUUUUUUUCUUGUUGAUGUUUCUUUUCUUUUCUUUUCUUUUUUUUCUGGCGUGGGAUGGGGCGGAGGGUAAUUUUACCGAAUUGUAUUAUUAACAUUAAUAUUAGCUCGUUUUAUAGAAACGUUUUUAACCACAAAUCCUAAUGGUUUAAUAGUAAAGUGUUGACUUUCUUGAGGCAGAUCUAUCAUUAUUUAAAACAAAUAAACAACUUCCCCCGCUGCGUGAUGCGUAGUGAAAUAGGCUAUAGACUUGCGAAAGUAAAAAUGGGGUAAUUAGAUUGCUCUAUGUUUGUCACCAGCUGUUUAUUGUCAUUUAGAGACUAUUAUGUGAUGCUAUUCAUCUGGGGCCCGUUUCACAAAGCCUACAUAGGACACACUUGGUAGUAUUGUGUUUCAUUUUUACUGCUUGGCUAAUCUUAGAAUCUCAUCCGAACGAGAUAAGAUAGAUUUGACCUAAAACUAAGGGAACGACACUUUUUUAAAGGAUUUAAGUUAUAUACUAUAAAAUUAAUGCGAUUUAAAUUCCAUACUGAGAAGAGAAGUUUGGAUGAAACUUAAGAUUUUUUUCUUAAACGCGACCCGGAUAGCAUAAUUCUUACUUCGCCCGAGUUUCAGAUCUGAAAGAUGUUUAGAAAUAAUGACUUUUGGUAUAUAUUAAUAUAGCACUAUAAUAGUUCUUUUCAUUGGUGUGUGCUAGUGUACCAAAUUCCGAUAUGAAUAACCGUAAGAUUCACAAGAAUAAUGAUUGAUCAAAUGAUAAAGAACAUGGUAAACUGACAGUAAGCUUUCAUUUUCAGCACUGUUUUCAGUUCUGUUCAAAAUAAAUGUCAUGCUAUCUGUCUAAAUAUUAUUUGGCAUUUCUUAUAUUUUAUUUUUCAUAUAAUUGUGUUGCUUUGUCAAAUAUGAUUAUUAAAAUAUUAUUAUAUUUCCUAGAACUGUUUACAUUUUUCAAAACUAAGCAAAGUUUAUCUGUAUAUUUCAGAUGCAUUAUGUCCUUGUCUACUGACUUGUAGUAAAUAA
Molecule: messenger RNA, 5245 nt
Organism: Mercenaria mercenaria
Lineage: Eukaryota; Metazoa; Mollusca; Bivalvia; Venerida; Veneridae
Product: solute carrier family 15 member 4-like
Exons: 10
Coding region: 35-1768 (577 amino acids)
Biological process (GO): transmembrane transport; oligopeptide transport
Cellular component (GO): membrane
Molecular function (GO): transmembrane transporter activity
Source: RefSeq, a predicted model, not a curated record